This is a messenger RNA of Bipolaris sorokiniana ND90Pr, 1536 nucleotides long. RefSeq lists its product as uncharacterized. Gene Ontology annotation, molecular function: monooxygenase activity; iron ion binding; oxidoreductase activity, acting on paired donors, with incorporation or reduction of molecular oxygen. The transcript is spliced from 5 exons. The record is from RefSeq and is a predicted model, not a curated record. Bases 1 to 1536 code for a protein of 511 amino acids. Lineage: Eukaryota; Fungi; Ascomycota; Dothideomycetes; Pleosporales; Pleosporaceae.
AUGUGGAUCGUUUAUCUAACAGUCGCAAUUGGCUUCCUGUUUGCCAUCGUCACGCGGGAGCGUUCGCGCCGCGCUACUAACGGCCUGCCGGAAGGCCCUCGGGGCUACCCUUUAUUAGGAUGCUACACCUUCCUGAAAACAUAUCCUGAGCGAACACUGCAUAGGUGGGCUCAAAAAUACGGAUCGCUUUACUCGUUUAUGGUCGGCAACCAGCGCUUCGUCGUGGCGUCAGAUCUUGACAUUGCGAAAGAUCUCUUUCUUAGUAAAAGAUCUAUCUGUUCCGAUCGCAAAGAAACCUUCGUCAAGAGCCAGACAAUACUCAAGGGCAGGGGUAUCACGUCCACUUCGUACGGGGCCAUAUGGCGUAGACAUCGCAAGAUAGCGGUAAUCUCGUUAGAGCGGCAAGACGUCAACCAGCAUAUUGGCGUCCUCGACUCGCAGACAACCAAAAUGAUUCGAGCGCUGUACAAAGCCAGUGCAGAUGGCGAGCAUGUAAAUCCCGAAGCGCACAUUAAUCGAUGCUCGCUCGACUGCAUGCGCGCAAUCACAUUCGGCUCUCUUGGAAUUCCUGCCACGGAUUCACAAGUCCUAGACCUCUCGCGCAAGUUCAUGACCAUGACUGGCCCUAUGACCAACCUAGUUGACUUUCUCCCCUCAUGGCUACAGAGAAACGUCCCAUGGGAAACGAAGCGUCGCGGGAAGGAACUGCACGCCACACUCGUAGACAUAUACGGUCGUCAAGUCAAGCGGAUUCAGCAUGAUAUAGAGAACGAUGUGCAUGUCGAGAAUUGUUUAGUCAAAACCAUGAUUACUAGGCGAGAAAGAGACCAGCUAGAUGAUCUAGACAUGACCAUGCUGGCCUCGGCAUUUAUGCUGGAUGGCCGCAAUAAUACCUCUCACCCUCGCGUACGACAGAGGGAUCAUGAAGAACUUGACCGCGUUGUUGGCCGCAGCCGCCCUCCCAAUCUGGGAGACGAAGCCAGUUUGCCCUAUUGUCGGGCCAUUGUGAAAGAGUUGGAGCGCUGUCACAAUCCAUUCUGGCUGGGUGUUCCACAUGCGGUGAGCCAAGACCUCGUGUACAACGAUAAGCGUAUUCCAGCAGGGUCGGCCCUGAUACUGAAUACGUGGACCAUGCAUCACGAUCCAGCAAGAUGGUCCAACCCCCUAGAGUUCAAUGUAAUUCAUCCUUGCUCUCGUAAGAACAUCAUGCCUGACCGCUACCUCAAUGAUGGCCUUUCUUCUAUCGAGUCCGCAAGACUGGCUAAUCCGCGUAUGCGCGAUCACUGGACCUUUGGGGUUGGUCGACGUAUCUGCCCUGGAAUACUCGUUGCCCAACGUGAAAUUUGGCUCGCCGUAGCAAAGAUGCUAUGGGCAUUUGACAUGGCAGAAGUGCCAGGCGAGCCUAUCGACCUGAGCAAGUACAAUGAUGUUAGUGGACGGAGCCCUAUUCCAUUCAAGAUUUUGCUUCGGCCUAGGUUCAAGAAAGUCGACGAGGUCGUGGCUAAAGCCGAGGCAACAGCUGAUUGGGCUGCAUGA